AAUAGUCACAUGACACGUUCCUGUCAAGAUGGCGGAUAAUCUCCCUUCGGAGUUUGAUGUGAUCGUAAUGGGGACGGGUUUGCCUGAAUCCAUCAUUGCAGCUGCAUGUUCAAGGAGUGGUCAGAGGGUUCUGCAUGUUGAUUCAAGAAGCUAUUAUGGAGGAAACUGGGCUAGUUUUAGCUUUUCAGGACUGCUUUCCUGGCUAAAAGAAUAUCAGGAAGAAAGUGACACUGUCACUGAGAGUUCAUGGCAAGAGCAUAUCCUUGACAGUGAAGAAGCCAUUGAGCUUAACAGGAAGGACAAAACCAUUCAACAUGUGGAAGUAUUUUAUUUUGCCAGUCAGGAUUCGAAUGAAGAUGUUGAAGAAGCUGGUGCACUGCAGAAAAAUCAUUCCUCUGUGGCAUCUGCAAACUUCACAGAAGCUGUAUCUUCUCUCUGUCAGCCUACUGAAGAUGACUCAUUAAAUGCUGCAGGCUGUGGAGUGGCUCUAGAAUCAACCCCAAGCAGUGACCCAGAGAGUGCCCAAGAAGUAAAUGAUGCUCAAGUGGCAGGGGAGAAAGAAAACCAUAGUGAUGAUAAAACUUCCCCAGAGGAAACAAGUGAAAAUGUCCCUAUAGUGGAGGAUAUCGCAGAGCAACCAAAGAAAAACAGAAUUACUUAUUCUCAAAUUAUUAAAGAAGGCAGGAGAUUUAAUAUUGAUUUGGUAUCAAAGUUGCUGUAUUCUCGGGGAUUGCUAAUUGAUCUGCUAAUCAAAUCUAAUGUCAGUCGAUAUGCAGAGUUUAAAAAUAUUACCAGGAUUCUUGCAUUUCGAGAAGGACGAGUAGAACAGGUUCCUUGUUCCAGAGCAGAUGUCUUUAAUAGCAAGCAACUUUCUAUGGUAGAAAAACGAAUGCUCAUGAAAUUUCUUACAUUUUGUAUGGAAUAUGAAGAACAUCCUGACAAAUAUAAAGGCUAUGAGGAGAUUACAUUUUCUCAAUAUUUAAAAACUCAAAAAUUAACACCCAACCUGCAAUAUUUUGUCCUGCAUUCAAUUGCAAUGUCAUCAGAGUCAAGCAGCAGCACCACUGAUGGUCUCAAAGCUACCAAGAACUUUCUUCACUGUCUUGGGCGAUAUGGCAACACUCCAUUUUUGUUUCCCUUAUAUGGCCAGGGGGAACUUCCUCAAUGUUUCUGUAGGAUGUGUGCUGUGUUUGGUGGAAUCUAUUGUCUUCGCCAUUCUGUACAGUGCCUUGUAGUGGACAAAGAAUCCAGAAAAUGUAAAGCAAUCAUAGACCAGUUUGGACAGAGAAUAAUCUCUAAGCAUUUCAUUGUGGAAGACAGUUAUUUUUCUGAGAACACAUGCUGCCGGGUGCAAUAUAGGCAGAUCUCCAGGGCUGUUUUGAUCACAGAUAGAUCUGUCCUAAAAACAGAUUCAGAUCAACAGAUUUCCAUUCUGACAGUACCACCAGCAGAGGAUGCAGGAACUUCUGCUGUCCGGGUCAUUGAGUUAUGUUCUUCAACGAUGACAUGCAUGAAAGGCACCUAUUUGGUUCAUUUGACUUGCACAUCUUCUAAAACAGCACGUGAAGAUUUAGAACCAGUUGUACAAAAAUUAUUUGGUCCAUAUGAAGAACCGGAGCUAGAACAUGAAGAAAUUGAAAAACCAAGAAUUCUCUGGGCUCUCUACUUCAAUAUGAGAGACUCUUCAGACAUCAGCAGAAACUGUUAUAAUGAUUUACCAUCCAAUGUUUAUGUCUGCUCUGGCCCAGACUGUGGUUUAGGAAAUGAUAAGGCAGUCAAACAGGCUGAAACACUUUUUCAGCAAAUCUGUCCCAACGAAGACUUCUGUCCUCCUCCACCAAAUCCUGAAGACAUUAUCCUUGAUGGAGACAGUUUACAGCCAGAAGCUUCUGAAUCCAGUGCCACAGCAGAGGUCAGCUCAGAGAUUCCUGUUGAAAAUACAAGCCUGGGAAACCCAGAGGAACCCUGUGAAUAAAGUAUAUACACCAAACUCCAUUCCCCGCUUUGGAAAUUUUUCCUGGCCUCAGAGUUUUCUUGCUACAAGGAGUGGUUUUUUAAUGUUCAAAAGCAAAAGCCAAUUGACAUACAGAAGUACAAGAAACAAGUCAGAGAAAUCCAGAGGGGAAUUUUCUUUAAAGAGAACAUUCCAGGAACAUGAAAUACUUGUAAAGCACAUUGAUUUGCCUGUUUUCAAAUACCAAACCUAGGAAAUUGGCAGAUAAACAUUGUAAAUGGAUGAAUUCCCAGGAAUAUUGUUAUGGAUAUGAAAGUGAUCCUAUGCAUUGUUGAUAAUUUUGUAGUGUUAGGACUACUUUUAUUUAAUAUUUUGAAUCUUUGUAGGAAAAAAUCACUUGUUUAGAAUUAAUUCUCAUAUUCCUUUUGAUUGUUUAAAUUAUUUUCUUCAGGAGUAUGAGAAUCAUGACAUAAGAGAUAAUAGCAUACAUCAAACUAAAAUAUGGUACACAGAGUAGCCUACAUUUGGAAUAAAUGUCUUAUUUUCUGUGUUAAGAAUGGAAAAUGAGCUGGGAGUUGGUGGCUCACACCUGUAAUCCUAGCUACUCAAGAGGCUGAGAUCUGAGGACUUCAG
Messenger RNA from Dipodomys ordii (Ord's kangaroo rat), 2587 nucleotides. It is a transcript of the gene Chm, whose product is annotated as choroideremia (Rab escort protein 1). Gene Ontology annotation, cellular component: Rab-protein geranylgeranyltransferase complex; cytoplasm; cytosol. The transcript is spliced from 15 exons. Gene Ontology annotation, molecular function: GDP-dissociation inhibitor activity. Gene Ontology annotation, biological process: intracellular protein transport; small GTPase-mediated signal transduction; protein geranylgeranylation. NCBI's taxonomy places the organism in Eukaryota, Metazoa, Chordata, Mammalia, Rodentia, Heteromyidae. Bases 29 to 1975 code for a protein of 648 amino acids. The record is from RefSeq and is a predicted model, not a curated record.